Dictyostelium discoideum AX4 is the source of this 1410-nucleotide messenger RNA. It is a transcript of the gene mppB, whose product is annotated as mitochondrial processing peptidase beta subunit. Gene Ontology annotation, molecular function: signal peptidase activity; metal ion binding; metalloendopeptidase activity. The record is from RefSeq and is a predicted model, not a curated record. Lineage: Eukaryota; Evosea; Eumycetozoa; Dictyosteliales; Dictyosteliaceae. Gene Ontology annotation, cellular component: mitochondrial inner membrane; mitochondrion; mitochondrial matrix. The coding region runs from base 1 to 1410 and encodes 469 amino acids. Gene Ontology annotation, biological process: proteolysis. The transcript is spliced from 3 exons.
AUGUCAAAUAUCACCAAAUUAUUUGUUAAAUCAACUAAAAACUUUUCUAGAUCAUUUUCAAGAAAAACAGUUGACCCAUCAUAUUUAAAGAUUUCACCAGAAACUAAAAUUACAACAUUAUCAAAUGGUAUUAGAGUUGCAACAGAACAAACAUAUGGUGAAGUUGCAAGUGUAGGUGUUUGGGUUGAUAGUGGUUCAGUUUAUGAAACUGAUAAGAAUAAUGGUGUAGCACACUUUUUAGAACAUAUGAUUUUCAAAGGUACAGCCAAACGUCCAACACCACAAUCAAUUGAAACUGAAAUUGAAAAUAUGGGUGGUAGUUUAAAUGCAUUCACUAGUCGUGAACACAGUGCUUACUACAUGAAAGUUUUAAAAGAUAACGUACCAAAUGCCGUUGAUAUCCUCUCUGAUAUCUUACAAAAUAGUAAAUUUGAAACCUCAUUAAUUGAACAAGAGCGUGACACCAUCCUCAGUGAAAACGAUUAUAUUCAAUCCAAAGAAGAUGAAGUUGUCUUUGAUCAAUUACACGCCGCCGCUUUCCAAGGUUCAGCAUUAGGUAGAACCAUUUUAGGUCCAGUCGAAAAUAUUAAAUCAAUUACUCGUGAACAAAUUCAAGAAUUUAUCAAUGAAAAUUAUACUGGUGAUCGUUUAGUUAUCUCUGCUGCUGGUGCAGUUAACCAUGAACAACUCGUUGAACAAGUUAAAGAGAAAUUCGCAAACGUAAAGAUGUCACAAGUUUCUAAAGAUGUAAAGAGAGCCGCAAUCACCAAUGACUUUAUUGGUUCAGAACUCCGUGUCCGUGAUGAUGAACAACCAUUGAUUCAUUUUGCCGUUGCUGUUAGAGCCCUUCCAUGGACUGAUCCAGAUUACUUUGUUUUAGAAUUAAUUCAAACUAUGAUUGGUAACUGGAAUCGUGGUAUUGCCGCCGGUAAAAACAUUGCAUCAAACCUUGGUGAAAUUGUUGCCACUGAAGAUCUUGCAGAAUCUUAUUCUACCUUUUUCACUUGUUAUCAAGAUACAGGUCUUUUCGGUAACUAUGGUGUUUGUCAACCAGAACGUGUUGAUGAUUUAGUUGCUGAAAUGUUGAAGGAAUGGCAAAGAAUCGCAACUAGUUGCAAUAAAAAUGAGGUAGAACGUAACAAACAAAAACUUUUAGCUACCACAUUAAUGCAAUACGAUGGUACCAGUAAAGUUUGCGAAGGCAUUGGUCGUCAAAUUUUAACUUUAGGUCGUCGUUUAUCACCAUUUGAGGUAUACACACGUAUUAAUGAAAUCACAGUUGCUGAUGUUCAACGUGUUGCAUCUACCCUUCUUCGUGAUGUUUCACCAGCAGUUACUGCCAUUGGCCCAAUUGCAAACUACCCUGACUACAAUUUUGUUAAAGGCUGGACUUAUUGGAACAGAUUAUAG